This is a messenger RNA of Onthophagus taurus, 2988 nucleotides long. Its product is annotated as sorting nexin-14. Lineage: Eukaryota; Metazoa; Arthropoda; Insecta; Coleoptera; Scarabaeidae. Gene Ontology annotation, molecular function: phosphatidylinositol binding. Gene Ontology annotation, biological process: autophagosome maturation. Gene Ontology annotation, cellular component: late endosome. The record is from RefSeq and is a predicted model, not a curated record.
CAAACAUCAUCUGAUUGUCAAUGUCAGAUGAGUAAUAUAAACAAACCCUGAAAUGAUCAAAACUUAAAGCCCACAAUGAUUGUAAAUGAAAUUUUUCAGGUCCUCACUUUGGUGAGAACUGAUAAUUUAGUGAAGUCUAUAUUUUCAAUAACUGUGAUUUUUUGUUGUAUCUUCGCUUUUGUAGCAAGUCCACUUGCUGCAUCAAUUCUAUUUUUAAAUUAUAUACUGGGAAUCAUCGUAUGUUGGGUUUUAACGAAAUAUCAGGAUUUUGCCUCGUUUUAUUUACAAAGAUUCGUCAGCUUUUAUAGAAUGCGUGUGGCUUUAGAUAAAAGCGACCAACUUGUUUGCAACAUCUGUAAUGGAAAGAAUUGUUCGAGGCAUAAAAUAGCAAAAAGGACUUUACCAUGGAAGAAAUUUAAAAUAAAUAAAAAAUUAAACUCUUCAGUUAUACACUUUUAUGAAAAAUUAAUUGAAAACUUUGUGGAAUCUUGGUACGGAACGUUCACAAAUGACACAUCAUUUUUAAAUGAAAUCAAAUAUUCCCUUCGUUAUGCUACAGCUAGCGCUGCAUGUAAAAUAUCAGAAAUAGAUGUUGGAUCUUUAAUAGCAAAUAAAUUAAUUCCUUGCGCUAUUAAACACAUCGAUGAUUAUUUAUGUAUGCAACAAAUAGCGAAAUUAAAAAGCGUCCAUUUCGAUAAAAUUACUGCUGAAUACCUCGGUAGACGUUUACACAUUGCGGUUACAAACAGACAAAAAGAAAUAAGUUAUUUACGACAUUUAACUGAAUGUUUAAUGCCGAAUCUUUUACCUGAAGAAUAUCUUAAAUGCAGUAAUUACUCAAUUUUAUUAAGAGAAUUAUUUGCUGGAUGGAUUUUAUUACCGAUAACGGAUGCUUUGGCUCAUCCAAAUAUAAUUAAUCAAUUAGUUAUUAUUGGAUUAACAUAUAAAAGUAAAGAUAUUAAACCGCAACAUGAUGAAGAGGUUGAGAUGUUGAGUGAUUUUAUUAAAAAAGAUUUUAAAUUUUCUACUUUAGCUUCUAAUAUGAAAGAUGUAUUAAAAGAUAGCUCUAUACUUUAUCAUUUUAUGCAGUUUUUAAAAAGAGAAGGAAAUGUGCAUUUAUUACAAUUUUGUUUAGAUAUAGAGGAAUUUAAUAAUAAAUUAAUAACACCUGAUUUAUCAAAAAGACAAUUAGAAAGUUUACACGUCGAAGCUUAUAAUAUUUAUAAGAUUUAUAUAAACGAUUGUAGUCCUGAUUAUAUUGGAUGUCCCCAAGAAAUAAGUAAAGCUUUCAGUGAACUUUUAGAAGGUGGGAUGUAUAAUGUUGCUCGAUUAAGAACAUCAGAACCUUUAUUUCAAGCUUAUGAUUAUGCUUAUAGUGUAUUGGAAAGCGAAUAUUUACCAGAUUUUCAUCAUAGCAAUGAGUUUUAUAAUUAUUUAUGUGGUUCCAAAGUAAACGCUUCUUAUAAAAAAUCCGCAAUUAAAAAUAAUGCUAUAUCUGGAUCACCUAUUAAAAUUCGGUCUCGAAAAUAUUAUGAAACAGGGGCGAAUCAAGGAACUGUAGCAAAGAUUAGUAGCGGUUUGGGGAAACUAAAAGGUGUCUUACAAACUAAACAACCCAUUGAAGGUUAUUAUACGCCGGAAAGUCACGCUUAUGAAAGCGAUGCGUCUCAUUUUAUCGAUGAGGUUGUACCCCAAACGCCAGUUAGUCGAGAUUUGAGUACUUGGAGAAUUUCUAUUCACGUUAAAUACUUACAACAUAACAGAUCAAUGCAGGUUUUUAUAAUAACAGUUGACCGUUUAGAUGCAACAGAUCCAUUAAGUAAAGAACUAAAAUCAUGGGCUAUUCAAAGAAAAGAUAAUGAUUUUUUCUUAUUAAAAGCGAAAUUAAUAGAAUUUCAUGGAGAAAGUGUUAUUGCAGAUCAUUUAUUGCCAUCUAAAAGAAGUUUGUGUAACGCUGAUGCUGAAACUCGUCGACAAAAAUACGAUUAUUUUUUAAAACAACUCCUUCAAAAACCUUCGCUAAAAAGCAGUGAUUUACUUUACAUGUUUUUAACAAGCGAACAAAAUUUUGCGGAAAUUAUGUUAUCCUCAGUGACGAGUGUGGAUUUAGAAAAUAUUUAUCAAUCGGUUACGUAUAAAUUGCGUAAAGAAAAAGGACAACAUUUAGAUUCUUUCAUGAAUACUUUUAUAUUAUCUUUAGGGAAAGUUAAAUAUAGUAGUAAAGUAGAGUGGGCUCAACUUGUCGAUGAAGUUGAAAACGUAGAAAGCAAUGUUGUUUAUCCCAAAACGUAUAAAAACGUUACAUUUGGAGAUAAUUAUGAAGUUUUUGAUCGAAAAAUUCAUGAUGGUUCAUCCAGUUCAUUUACACCAAUAGGAAUUUGUGAAUCUUUAUUUUACUUAUUAAAACAUAGCUUUAAAGUUCGUUAUAGCGUUUUAAAAUUAUACACAGCGAUAUGUAAUAUUGGUCGACAAGCCUUUGAAUCUUUAUGUAGAAUCUUAAUUGAACGUAAAAUUAAAUCUGCUUUAUGUCAACCGAAUUUAGCGAGUUUAGUGGAAUUAUUGGAAGGAAUAGUUUUUGAUAGAACUAAAAAAAGUCAUCACAAUCCACAAACAGAAAGUCGAAAUAGUGAAGAACAAAGAGAGAAAGCUUUCGAGCUUUUAAAUGCAUCCAUUCCAAAUUGGUUGCUUAAAAUUUUAGGUAACGAUUUUAAACAUGGCUUAAAAAGUUUAUUGGAAAUAUUACAAAAUCCUUUGUAUAAUAAACAGUUGGUUUAUAAUCUUUUGGAUAUAAUCAUAGUGGAAAUGUUUCCACAUAUAGACUCAAUUGAAAAUGAAUCUGAAUAUUCCACUGUAUAAGGCAACCUUUAAAUAAAAUAUUUUUAAGCUAAAUUAAGGAUUAUUCUAGUCUUUUGUAUUGAAUCAUCAAUCCAAGUUUUUAAAAACUUUAUGAAAAUAAGAUAUAUUAAAACUAAGGUUAUUUUAAGUUUU